Messenger RNA from Anopheles funestus (African malaria mosquito), 2670 nucleotides. Its product is annotated as hepatoma-derived growth factor-related protein 2-like. Gene Ontology annotation, molecular function: transcription coregulator activity; double-stranded DNA binding. The record is from RefSeq and is a predicted model, not a curated record. Gene Ontology annotation, cellular component: nucleus. Bases 344 to 1750 code for a protein of 468 amino acids. Lineage: Eukaryota; Metazoa; Arthropoda; Insecta; Diptera; Culicidae. Gene Ontology annotation, biological process: regulation of transcription by RNA polymerase II. The transcript has 9 exons.
ACAUAGCUGUCAAACUAUUUGUCGGCGGUAAUCGGAUCGGAAAGGCGAAAAGGGUGAUUUUUUUUUAGCGACUCCAGGCGAAAAACUGCCAAAGUGGUCUUGUGUUUGGUACGGAGUUAUAACGUUUAUAACAUACCUUAUUUUUUCAAGAAGCAACCGCAGCAUCAGCGAUACGCGGCAAUUGCGAGUAAAGUGUAAUCAUUCGCGUUUGGAAGUGGCGUUUUCAGACGUCUGUGCGUAGAAGAGCAGCUUGAAGGGUACGGUAGGAUUGCAGCGCCAGAGAUAGAACCGAACGCUCCGUUUUAUCGCCGCGUAAACAAACUUUGCCACAAGCAGCAGCACGAUGGUGGCGUCCAAAAAAUCUUUCGAGGUUGGCGAUUUGGUGUUCGCCAAAGUAAAGGGCUACCCGCCCUGGCCCGCGAAGAUCACGCUUAUUGACAAAAACAAACAUGAAGUCUACUACUAUGGAACGGGCGAAACCGGUAAGGUCAAGAAGGAGGAUCUCUAUCCCUACGAAACUUCGAAGGGGAAGUUCGUUACGGAGAAAAUCAUGAAACGGAAGGGCUUUAAAGAGGCAAUGAUGCAGAUUGAAUCUGCCAUGAGCGGCGAUGAUCCGAGUCCCUUAAGUCUCGCAUUUGACGUUGCGGCUGUACAGUCGGGUAUGGAUGAUAUGAUGGAAUCUCAGCAAACGUCACUUUCCGCUGCUGAGACCACCUUCAAUGAGUCACACGUGUCGGCAAACUCAACCGCCUACAACGUUAGCAAAGUGAAGCUCGAAGCGUUAGCCAAUGAUAACGCUAGCACACCACAGACCGCCGUACCGCACACAAAAGCAAACGCAAAGGCAAGCACCGCCACCAAGAAAGCAACUGCUGCGGUCAUAGCUACAACGAAUAAUGGUUCGCAAAAGAAAGUGUUCGAUUCAUCAGCCUCGCUGCAGGACACCAGUGGAGCAAACGACACGAAGGAAAUCGUCAGCCAAAGAGGUAGAAAAAUCAAGCAGAAACGAUUUUUAGAUGGUGACGAUGAGGAAGCCAGCUCUACCGGGGCUUCACCGCCGAAAAAGAAAGUAAUGAAAACCACCAAAACGCCCUUGUCUACUACACCCGGCGCAGCAAAGAAACUGGAUGCUUUUGACAAAAUUGCUGACGAGCGAUUAUUUGUACUGAAGCUCGAACGACAAUUGGUGGAACUGAAUCUGGAAAUAAAAUCGUCGGUGAAACUGAAUGGCGCCGAUCCGGAACGAUGCGUAAAGCUGAUGGAACAAUAUGAAAAUUUAAGCGUUACAUCAACGAUCUUGAAGAAAAAUCCAAACUGUGUUGAAACGAUGAAAAGGUUACGGAAAUACGUCGGCAACGCAAAAGCGUGGAAGCUGGACGAUAAGCAAAAACUUAAAUUUGAUUUCCAAGCGCAGCUAAUACGACAAAAGGCAGAACAGAUAUAUGCCCGCUUUAAGGAUAUUUUGGGAAUGUCAGAGUGUGAAAUGCCUUUUUGGGAUUGGUUUGUACAGGAGGUCAACAAGUUCGAGCAAGCCACGCAGCAUUUGACCCAGGAAGAGCUGUAUCUGCUCGUUGACGAGAAAGAACUGGAAGGCAUCAACAAACAAAACAGUUCCGACACGAACGCCGCAAUGCAUGAAGUGAAGGAGACGAAACCCAACAAAAUGGCUGAUGAAACCGAAGGUGCGGACGAAGGUUUCGAUCCGGAGGCUACGGCACCUGAAGAAAGUACGACAAAUGUGGGCGAAUAGAGGGCACGGUUCUUAUUAUCAGCUAAUAUUACUACUACUACUACACCCGAGCUGACCCCCCCUAUCCCCGUGCUCCGUCACGUGCUACAUUUGUUUGUCAGUAAUAGUUUAUGGUGGUCUUUUUUUUAAAUAGGUGAUUCGAAUGUGCAUUCGGUUGAUUUAUCUUACUCAUCUUUUUUUUUACGCAAAUAGAUAUCUACGGAUUUUGUUUCCGUAGAUUUUAUUUUUUUUAGUGUGUGAACAGUUAAAAAACUGAAGAUUUUUUUUGCUAGUUCUUUUGCCCUCUUUUACCCCCAACACCAUAAACUUUAUUGUUUUAAGUAUUUUUAAUAUUCAUACUUUGCUAAUCGUCAUAAGUUUGAGUAUAAACAAUCGUUAAAAGAAUUAUUCUGUUGCUGCUGCUGCUGCUGCUGCUCGUCGAAAACUGUGAAGUUCUAAGAGCAUGCAACGGGCUCGUAACUCGGCUUAUUAAACUGUGUACAAUAGGAAAUAAAGUACGGCACACUACACACACACACACACACGAACGAGAAAGUCAAGCUUGUACGGAAAUGGAUGUAACGUUACACACAUAUAGCGCCAACCUCAAAAACCAAGCAAACAAAACAAUGACAACCCCUCAAACCAAGAGCAACAGUAAAGCAAUGUAAUUUGAAGUACGAACAGAUAUCAUCAACCGGAAAGCCAACCAAGUUUAGCUAGCUAGCGAUGGAAUAAUGACUGCGGCAUAUAUGGAUGAUCUGGAAUGUUAAACGAAGAGGAGUAAAGCAGCAAGUCGUUCAGAGUUCAAGUUGCUUACUUUUGCUUUGGGCAGAACAAACCCCAGGCCAUCAAUGGAUUAUCUCUAGAGCGACGCGACGAGAUAAAAGUUUUCAUUCGGAAAUAAAAAUGGAUAAGCAGAAGGAUUUUGCUUGAGCGAA